GAGGGGAGCGUUGGUGAGGGUGGAUUAGAGCGGUGUUGUGUGUAACUGGUGAAAGAACUUGCGUUAGUCGAUUGCCGUGUGUGCUUUGUUGUGUUUUCAGUUUACGUCUUAUCAUUAUAAGUAGAACAUGAAUUAUCAGUGAUCAGUUAAAUCCAGCCCCGCGAGUGAUUAGCUUACUGAGGAGUGGAGGUAGAUGCCAGGUUUUGUAUCUUUGUUGUGAAAUAAACCAGCCACCAAGCUGGCUGGCAGUCCAGUUGUGUCGGGGGUCGAUGACCCCCGUACGAUGCUGGACUGGGAAGAGGGGGAUAGAUUUUCUUUCGAGGAUUCUGAUAGGUUCGAAGAGGAUUCACUGUGCAGUUGGAGCAGUGAACCCGAAUCUUUGUGCAACAAUUGGAGAGGAUGGAAGAGACCAACUUUAGGAUCUGGCACUUUUGGAUUGUUGAAGAGGACACCAGAAGAUGCUACUGGAUUCCAAGUGCCGCCAUUAGCUGAACUGUCGGCGAGAUGUGUCGCAGCACACAUACCUUUCGAGCUGGUGGAGCACGUUUUCCCGCCAGUACCCGAACAGCUGCAACUCCGCAUUGCCUUCUGGAGCUUCCCCGACAAUGAGGAGGACAUCCGGCUGUAUUCUUGCUUAGCAAAUGGCAGCGCCGACGAGUUCCAACGUGGCGAGAACCUGUUCAAGAAUCGUGCAGUUAAGGAACCCCUACAGAUAGGUUUUCAUUUGAGUGCGAGUGUGUGCCCACCCCAGAGUGUCGGGCAGGUCCGGGCGCAGUACAAUGUUGCAGUGACGUUUGACCGGAGGCGCAUCACUUCCUGCAACUGCACCUGCUCUUCAACUGCAUACUGGUGUUCGCACAUAGUGGCUGUGUGCCUCCACAGGAUACAUCUGCCCAAUCAAGUGUGCCUGCGGGCUCCUGUGAGUGAGUCAUUGUCACGGCUGCACAGGGACCAACUCCAGAAGUUUGCUCAGUAUCUCAUCAGUGAGCUGCCGCAGCAGAUACUCCCGACUGCGCAAAGGCUGCUGGAUGAGCUGCUGUCGUCACAACCAUCAGCCAUCAACAGUGUUUGUGGAGCUCCUGACCCUACUGCAGGUGCAUCAGCAAAUGACCAGACAUCAUGGUAUCUAGACGAGAAGACACUUCACGACAACAUCAAGAAGAUUCUCAUAAAAUUUUGUGUGCCAGCUCCAAUCGUAUUCAGUGACGUGAACUACUUGAGCACUACAGCUCCUCCGGCAGCAGCAGAAUGGAGCAGCCUGCUGCGGCCACUCAGAGGUCGCGAGCCCGAGGGGAUGUGGAACCUGCUGUCGAUUGUUCGGGAGAUGUUCAAGAGGAAUGACCGCAAUGCUAUCCCGUUGCUCGAAAUUAUAACUGAGGAGUGUGUUGCAUGUGAACAGAUUCUUGUGUGGUGGUUCAAUACAAAAGUAGCACUCCACAAUGGAAGUUCGGGGCACGGAGGAGGAAAACAUGGCAGUGUGAACAGUAAUAGUCACACAUCCCAGCAUGCAUGUUCUUCACUGUGCGAUGAAAUUGUCAUUCUCUGGAGGUUGGCAGCUCUCAACCCUGGGCUGUCUCCUGAAGAGAGGCAACUGCUUCAUGGACAGUUCUCAGACUGGCAUCUCAAGAUUAUUGAAAAGGUAACAAAGAGCCGUGGUGCUGCACUGGCAGGCCCGCAAGGUCUGACAGGAAGUGGGCCAGGGACCCACAACAGAAAUGCCAACAGCUUCCGCAAUGAUGUGGAAAUAUUCUCUGGCUUCAAGCCGGCCAUUGAAGCAUGCUACCUGGAUUGGGAUGAUUACCCUCUGCCUGGCAUCACAUACCAGGGGGGCGUCAGCCUCUUCUACAGGUGUCCCUUCACGUGCUUCAGGCAUGCUGGAGACCAGUCUCGCUCUGACCAUGUUGUCAACCAGGUGAACUCCUCACAAGCGGUUUUGAAUUGUGAACAUCCAGCUCAGCCAUCACACCAUCACCACCACCAUCACCAUCGACAUCACAACAACUUGAACCAGUUCCUCCCUGUCCCACAUACACGGCCACACGUGAGCUGCCAUGGGGCCUCUCGCUCUUCCACGUGUCUGACUGCUAUAGACUUCCCAUAUCGAGAGCGUAGGCGGCACCACUCUCGUCAUGAUUUUGGUGGCCACAUUCCAAAUGUUGAUAUGGUGGUACGGUUUCAUCGUAUUGUACAUGGACUUGGGUCACCAGCAGAUGGUGAUGACACACGUGAUGGAAACCGUUCAAGUGUUAGUAGUGAAGGUUUCUGUGAAAAUGACCCGGAUGGUGACAUGCUGAUGGACAGCAGUGUGCUAAUGAGACCGGAACUCCGUAUGCCUGCAAUGUGUGGUGUCGGGGAUACAGACUCUCAGGAGGGAGGCAGCAGCGACUCUGCCAGCAGCAUCGGGAGUGGCGUGCAUGCAGCAGUAAGAGGUAUUCCUGUGGCUGGCAAUGAGGCAACUAGUCACAGAAUUUCAUCGCACCUCUUGCAAAGUGGUCACGAUUCAGUGUUUGACCUUCCCGACCUAGAUAUGGCACGUCACGCCACUGUUUCACCUCGCCGCGAUACUGCAGAUGCUGAUUCAGACACUUCUGCAGGUGGUAUUUCGCCCUCCGAAGACAUAGAAGGAUUGCGGAGGCCAUCCAAAGAUGGAUCAUUUUCUUCAUCAAAUUCUGACUCCCAGCAGUCUGGAGACGAGUAUAACCUGUAUUAUUACGAUCCUAAGGCUUUGACUGCUGGAUCGAGUAAUAAUGCAAAUGAAAAUUCCAAGUCUGCAGGGAAGAAUGAUCCUGUGGUACCUGCCUCAGUUUUUGCAAACUUGAGGAAGACUGAGGAUCCCUGGGACAUCCUGUUUGCUAGAGCAGAGGGUCUACAUGCACACGGACACGGGAAAGAAGCCUGCACUCUAGGUGUGCGCCUCGCAGAGGAACUUCUCGCCAACCCUCCGGACCUCAUGAUCGAGUUGCCACCAAUGCCCACAAAAGGGAAGAGAAAGAAGCAACAAAUAAAUCCUGUGUCUCAUCAAAUAAGCUGUCUAGCAUCGGCUACACUAGCUAAGUGUGCCUUCCUGUGCACAGUACUGGCAGAAAAUCUGGAACAUUCCCACCUGGCAUUCAGGGUGGGUUUGUUUGGACUUGAAAUGGCUCGUCCACCGGCAAGCACCAAGCCACUCGAAGUGAAACUAGCAAAUCAGGAGUCAGAAUUAGUAAGUCUCUUGAAGCGCAUCCCUUUAGGAGCUUGGGAACUUAAAAUUAUUCGGGAACGUGCUGAGCAACUAAAAGACGGAACAUUGCGAUCUCGUGGGGAAGCUCUGCUCCCAAUCAUGCUUGCCAGCUAUCUUUUCGAUGUGCUUGUCAUGCCAGGAGGACGGGAAGUGAGGUGUCAGUUGCAGAAUCAGUCACUGCGGUUGCCGACAGAUGAGACUCUGGGUUUUGAGGCUGCAGUUGCUGCUCUUGGCUUGAAAGCUAAUGUGUCGGAGGCUGACCACCCACUCCUCUGUGAGGGAACUCGAAGACAGAGAGGUGACCUUGCAAUUGCACUUCUGGUCCAUUACAAGGAUGAUCCAAACAAGAUUUCCAGAAUAAUGGACAAGCUUUUAGACAGGGAAGUUCAUCAGUUGGUAAAAACUACCAUCCAUGCGUCUUAUUAUUCAAACAAUCCACCUACCAGGAGUCAUUUGAGCAAGGUUUCGGGUCGAAGAAAAGAAGAACAGAGCUCAGCAGAACCUCCUCUAGGGGCAGUAGUCAACUCUGUUGGGACAUCAUCAGAUGGCUUGCUUCCAGAUGUUGCUCCUGGCUGUUCUGGCAGUCGUCCACACAGUGCAACAAGUGCGGAGUUGGAGCAGGCAAUGUCGGGACUUUGCAUUAGUAGUCCUCCAAACCCCAUGCCACCACCUCGUACAAAGGAGUCGCGGUACAAGGGCAAGCGUGCAUAUCCGUCCGUCCCGAACCAGCCAUCUGAAGCUAGUGCCCACUUUAUGUUCGAACUAGCCAAGACAGUUUUGUUGAAGGCUGGCGGCAACAGCAGCACGUCACUCUUCACGCAGGCUUCCACGUCACAGAAUCAUCAUGGCCCACACCGUGUGUUGCAUAUAUGUGCAUUCCAGCUGGGUCUUUACGCACUUGGACUUCACAACUGUGUGUCGCCAAACUGGCUCAGCCGCACAUACUCUUCACAUGUCUCUUGGAUAACAGGUCAGGCCACAGAGAUUGGAGCACCAGCUAUUUCCUUCCUAAUAGACACAUGGGAAGGCCACCUCACACCACCAGAAGCAGUCAGUAUUGCUGACAGAGCUUCACGCGGUUGUGAUGCCAACAUAGUACGGGCAGCGGCUGAGCUUGCACUGUCCUGUUUGCCCCAUGCACAUGCACUCAACCCAAAUGAAAUACAGCGAGCUAUAUUGCAGUGCAAGGAGCAGAGCGAUCAGAUGCUUGAGCAGUCCUGUCUUACUGUUGAAAAUGCGGCAAAAGGUGGUGGUGUGUAUCCUGAAGUACUGUUUCAGGUUGCAAAGCACUGGUAUGAACUUUACAUGAAGCACUCCCCUGGCACAGGAGAUCAGCCUACUGAGGCCGAAGUGCAGCCAGAGCCCCUGCAGUUGGAUCCUAAAGGCCUGGUAGCCCUCGUAGAGGCGCAGCAUGCGGCUGCAGCCACCGCGACGGCAGUUGUUGUGACUACAGCUGUGCCCCCGCCCUACCCGGCUCCACCGCCUCAUCCCGUGACGACUCUGGCUCCGCUGCCGUAUGCCGCUGUCGCACCCUACGGGUUCGUUCACCACCACCGACACAACCACGCCCGCACCCACACAUUCCACCCACGAGCGGUCGCCUUGCCACCUCCCCCACACUUGCAGAUGUAUCUCGCACAGCCUCCGGCAGCGGCCGCAGCUGCUGCUGCUGCCUUCCAGCAGCACAGAGGAGCUGCUGCCACAGCACCACCUGGAGCUCCAACGCCUCUGCAGUACUAUGGUACUGCUGUAACACUGGCUCCGGCACCGACAACCGCCGGUGCCGUGGGUGUCCGUGUUGCUGUUACGGGCACUCCAGCAGCUCCGCACCACCAUGUAUAUUCGGCUGCCAUUCAGCAGGUAACCAAUGGCGGAGCAGCGGUGAUGGUAGCGAGUGCGCCACAGCACCAGCACCAGCCACAGCCGCUGCCACAUGCGCAGCAGCAACAGCAGCAGCAGGCGCAACACCAGCAACAGGCACAGCACCAACAGCAACAAGCGGCGCAGCCACCUGCCACCCAGGCACAUGGCGUUCAGGUCCUGCUGGCCGGGGCCCCAACGCCAGCCGCAAUGGCGGUUGCUGCUCCGCCCCAACAGCCGCAGCAGCAGAUGCAGCUGCCACAGCAGCAGCCGGCCAUGAUGCCCGUGCAGCAAGUCGUCCGACCUGCACCGUCCCCAACGCAGCAGCCUCAGCAGGUUCACAGGCAACAACAGCAACAGCAGCAACAACAGCAACAGCAGCAGCAACAGCAACAACAACAACAACAACAACAACAGCAACAGCAGCAACAACAGCAGCAGCAGCAACAGCCUCAACAACAGCCUCAGCAACAACAGUACUCACAGGUGCAGUUGCGCUACCUUUUGGCAGCAUACCGGGUGGGUAUGCUGGCGCUAGAAACACUAGCACGGCGAGUUCACGAUGACCGACCGCAAGCAAAGUAUGCUCGCAACCCUCCGUAUGGUGAGGAUGUCAAGUGGCUGCUUGGUAUUGCCAAGAAACUGGGAACACAAUACUUACACCAGUUUUGUAUAUGUGCCGUGAAUAGUAUUGUCAGUCCAUUUGUACUGCACGAUGUGGCCUUGGAGGCUGCACAUUAUCUUGCUCGUAACAACCCGAGCCUCAUAAUGCAGCAUUUACGUUCUGCACUUACUCCGCUUGUCCAGAAGUGCCAACAGAUGUAUAUUCAAUGCAUGCAUCAGAAACUUUAUCAUCUGACCGCAAGUGACUAUGAAGAUUUUGUUAAUAUUGUUUGCUCUGCAAGAGCUGCAUUCCAGAUUACACCUGAUGGCAAUACUCAGUUUAAAGAGUGGUUGCAGUCAAUACGAAGGUCUAAAUCUUGUAAGAAAGACCUGUGGGCACAGAUCAAUGCUGCAUUGCAAGCCAACAGCAAAUGACAAAGGCCAGACCUAGGUGCCCACUAUUCUUCUAGCAGCAGUCCCAGGAGUGGAAGCCCACAGUGUUCUGCCGUACUGCAGCUUGAGGCGUCCCCUCGGGACGUGUUUCCCUCUGUGAUUUCAAAUGCCACUCUCACUCAGGAUGUAAAUGGUAAUGCUACCAUUAUUACGGGCACUGGUGGUGCUUUGCAUCGAUUCCCUGGUAUGGGAAUCACACUCACCGUGGGAGAAGGGUUUGCAGUGCGGUGGGAUAAUGGGCGUUUCUGUGUUACCGAGAAUGGGACACCGAGAGAACGGCAAAUCUUGUGGAAUGAGGAAUGUGGCAGAUAAUUGUGUAAAAGUCUGUACUAGUUAUUUUCUAGUUGCUCUUUGAACAAAUUUGCCAAUUCUUUGGACAAAUGUGCAGUUCCUUUCCUUUCUUGUAAUUUCUUUUUACAAACUGCGAUGUAACUGUGUAGAAAUCAUGUUGAAUGAUUUAGUGAUUAAUUUUUAUCUCUUUUGUAGCUGUGUGUGGAGACAAAAGAUAAAGAGAAAUGUCUGACUUUUUGAAGUCAUUAAGGAAAGCUUUUCAGUAGUGAAGUUUUGUGGUGUCGUGCAUGUAUAUGAUAUAAUACAACCUAAUUUUGUUGAGCUAAGAAAUUAAAAUCAUAUUGUGUUUUUUUUCUUUUUUUCAUUGUGUGUUCUCUCUUCAUUAGACUUAACUGUAAUUUCUACAUUAAGAAUUCAUUUCAGUCUUUGCAUUAGGACACUGUCAAUUAAGAACUCAGUACUUUCGUGAAAAUUACAUUUGAAUUUAUUUCUGGAAUUUGUGUGUUAAUUGAUACCACGUGAGAAUUUCUCAGCCUUACAGAACUGUUUCCUUCUCAUUCUCCAUUCAUUCCUUUUCCUCCUCUUUCCCUUUUCCAUGUGCACUUUCGUGAAAUGUUAUCCCCCCUCCCCCAAGUCUUUGUUGUUCCUGGCAGUUGUGUUCAGACUCAUUCACUCUCAGUAAAUAAUGGGAAGUUCAUAUUUCAUUUGUAAGUGUUCAGAAUUUAGAACAGCUCUAGUUAUCUUCAUUCUGCAUGUCUUUCUCAUGGUAAAUUGUCUGUCAGAUUGCUAUUUCUAAAUGAGUUUCUUAUCCAUUUGUAAUGUCUAUUCUUGUAGUGAGUCAGUCCUACCAAAUUUGUUGUUGAGGGCAGCAGUUUCAUUAGAGUUGAACUAGAUAUCUACUCUUGAUAAUUUUAUAAAACUGUAACAGACAUACAAAACAUUGUAUUGCAACACCAAGCAUAGAAAAAGGUACAAAAUGAAAUGAUUGAUAUUUCAACAAUGCAGUUUUCAUUUACGUGCAGCAGUGAAUUAUUCUUUGCAUUUAUUCUUCAUCCUUGUCAUACAAAAAAAAGUAUGUCUGAUGUUCCUAAGUGCAGAAUACAUUACCCAUUUGAGUUAUUGGUGACACAAAUGUCACUGGAGAUCCUUGUGUGUGUGUGUGUGUGUGUGUGUGUGUGUGUGUAUGUGUGUGUGUGUGUGUGUUUUUCUCAUAUCUGUCAAUCAUCUACAGUUCAGAAGUAAAAUUUUACAGGCUGUAAAUCUUGUGCUUGGAUUUAUUGUGAACUGGAGCAUUUUAUUAUUUGCCUGUGAAGAGACAGCAGAGUAUGUUAAAGAUGCAUUGAUAGUUUGCUGGAAGUGAGAAUUCUUUCCUUGUUUAUUCAGUGAAUCCAUGUUUUCCAAGCUCAACUGUGGUUUGCCCCCAAUAGAAAGUUGUUCAUAUGCUGUUAGUAUCCAAAAGGCUUGCAUGAGGCUGGUAGCUGUAUGAAAUGUGUUUCUUUACAAGACAGUUGAAAUACAAUCAGCAUAUAAAUGAGUAAGAGCAUUUUCAGUCUGCAUUAUCAAACUCUGUGCUGGAAUGCAAAUUAAGAUGUAGAAGAUCAUGGAUAAGGCAUUUAUUAACUUAAAAUUGUAGUUCAGCCACCACAUUUAUGUACUCAGGAUGGCUGAAAUGUAGAAUAUAUUCUAGGUCUUACUCCUACUCCUGCGUAAUUAGAGGGCUGGACAAUUUUUUUAAAUAGUUCUGAAUCACAUGACUGCUUUAUAUUUUUACAUAAACAACUCCUUGCAAAGGAAGAGGCAGCUUAAGCACAAGGGGAAAAUCUGACUUCUGGUUUAAGAUUCAUAUCAACAAGUAAUUAUACAGGAAACUACAUGAUUGUUGCUACCAGCAACGUCAUGAAAAGAAUGUUGAAGUAAAGUGGAUUUGCAUUGUGCUGGUCUCAUGGACCUCCUUUUGUCAUUCCAAAUGUGUAUUAGCAAAAGCAAAUUUCUUUUCAUGCUUGGCAUAAUGUUGACUAUAAAGCGAAAAUUGUCUUUUGCAUUUGUUUCCAAAAUUGUGGUUGGUAUAAUGUUUAUAUGUGAUUCCCAAUUCCCUGUUUCAGAGCCAUUUAUUCAAAUUCUAAGGCAGAUGAAUUUAUUUAGUUAUUUUUAAUGAAACUGCAUUCAGGUCCUAUAUAUCUUAAUUUUGUAAAUUAUUUUCUUUGAAAACUUUUUAAUUUGCUGACAUGUUGACACACCAGAAAGUGUCAUGCAAGAGAGAUGAUUCUUCACGUGUUGGACUUACCUAUCCAUUUUUAAAUCUUCAUUUACUGAUCUUAUAUGUAAUGUACUUGAGAAUGAUGGAACAUUAGUUCAGAUUUGUACAUGAAAAAUGAGAAACCUACAAAAAAAGGAAGUACAGGAGAAAACGGUGCAAAAAACAAUAUGCAUCUGAAGCUCCCAGAACCACUGCUUCAUUAUUGCCGAAGGGAAAGAAAACAGUAAAGGUUGAGAAUUCUGAAUGGUUGUAACACAUUUUCAUUUAUUCCUUGUCUUUUUCAAUAUACCAGAUGAAGGUGUAGUUCAGAUUUCUAUCCGCAUUUCCAUAUUUGGCAGUAAGCACUACUUCAGAUCUGUGUUCAGAGGUUUUAUCUUUUUGACAAUUUUUUGCAUUUUAAAACAAUUGCUCAGAAUUUCUUUGUAAGUGUGUUUUAUAUGGCAGGUGCUCCGUUAUAAGAUAAAAGUAGCAGUUAUGAAAGAAACAAAAACAGAAUAACAGUCCCUAUAUUGCUUUCAGUUUUCAUCGUCAAAUGUUCAAGCCUUACUGUUUAUUUCAUAUAUAUUCUUUCAGUUUGUAGAUGCAUUUUUUUAAAAAAAAUGACCUCUGCUCCAGCACAUACACAGCUUUCCUUCGCAAGUUACAUGGUAGCUGAAAAUUACUGUCAAGUACUAAAUUCAAAAUUGUUUUACAGUCUAAUUCCACAUACUUCAAAGGACGAUGCAAAUAGCAGUUGACACUCAGUAUUUACAUGGGAGUGUAUGUCUGAUAACCUUCAUGUGGUAUCGUUCAGCUCCAUGUUAAAGCCACUUUCUCUUUUCCUUUCCUUUUCUUUAAAAAUUGCUUAUUGAAACCAUGGACAAUUCUUGUAAAUGUAUGCUGUUGCUGUUCUGGCAGUGCCAAUGUGAAUGUGACCAGAGAUUAUUGUUCCCCUAUUAACAUCUGAUAUGAAAUGCUAUAUGUUAAGUAUAAUCCUGUAAUUAUCUGCAAAAUUGAGGUAGUUAUGCUAUUCUCAUAAUUUCAGAGUUAUGAGAAAUGUAUGGCAAGAUAUAGUUACUUAAGUCACCACUUCAUGAUGAUAAAAAAUAGUUAUAUUAAAUAUGAUAAUGUAGUGAUAAGCAGUGUGUGUAAUUCCAGAAAUUUUAAGUGAAAUUGCUAGCUGCUGCAUGGCAGACGGACGGAUAGAUACAUUUCUGUAUGUAUAUAAUUUAGUCAAGGGAAGUGUUCUGUGUAUUUUUGUGACUGGUACUGUUUAAUUACAAAUUGUAUCUGCAUGGUAAACUGAAUUGUGAAAUACGGGUAAAGCCAUGGAAAGAUAUUAUUUAUUUCGCAUAGAUUUCAGUUCGCUUAUAUUAUUUCUGAAUUAUCUGCAGGGUAGUACUUUUAUUAGAUAAUCAUAAUAAAGUCUUUUCCACCCUCAGAGUGAUUCUGGGGUGAGGAAUAGUUUAAUUUCUGAUUGUUUUAUCAUGCUGGCAUGACUUAACAACCAUCUUUGCUUAUUCCAUGCUUAAAGCAUUGUGGCUUAAACAAUCGUAUGAAACUGUAUUAAAUGAGCAUUAAAGCUGACAUCAGGUUUUAGCAACAACAUUAUCUUUUUUUAAUUAGAAAGUAUGAUGUAGAACUGGAUUAUAACUGUCUUGUAAUUGUUGAGGAUAUUUAUUAGUACAGAGUAAACAUACAGAAAUUAAAUGGAUAUAUUUUUUCACUGUCACUAUAUUAAGAAGCAGGUGCACUGGUUUUUCAGCUUUUCAUUGCUGUAUUCUAAAAAAUUUAUAUUGAUUUUAUGAGUGGAUUGUGAUCAUAAAAUAUUUAAGUUCAUUACCUGUGCUCAUUUCAUAGUUUUACCUGCAGAUAAAAUUAGUUACUAUGUUGUUCUUUUACAUAAACCUUUACUAUUAUUAGCAGACAGCUUCUGUGACACUACACGAGACAUAGCUUUGGUAUUUUCUGUUUCUAUAAUUAUAUUUUGGCUACUGUUUCUUGCAACAGAAUGAAAUGGUUAAAGAGGAACAAAUUUACCAAUCCUCUUUAAGUUUUCCUCUGUAUUAAUGAGGAAUGUUUUCUUUAGUGUUCAACAGCAGGAAAACAAAGACUGAAUGUGUCAGUUCCACAAUGGGAAGCAAAUUCAGUGUGAUUUGGUAUCACUUCAUUUUACAUUUUUCUUCUGUGAGGACAUUUGCUGCAGUGAGCUUCAUUCUCUACAUCCUAUAGUACUUCAAUAAAUGCCACUGCACCUGCAGUUUUUAUAUUCAAAUAAAAAGGAAAAUUUCCUGUCAUCUAUUUAUGAAAUGAAAAUUUUUAAGGUUACAAGAAAUAAAACACCCAUUAUUUAUCUGAGCCUCUUGUCCAAUAUGGAAGUGUAGUCAAUAGGCUGGAAAUUUAGCAGUGUAAGAAUUAGCGGUUGAUGUAUUCUGAAUAUAUACAUUUUUAAAAACGUGAUUUUGAAAUGUGUACAGUAGUAAGUUAUCAUUGUCUUAUCAGUAUAUCAGUUUGGUCAGUGUUUUUGGUUUUGUAAGUAGCACAUACACAAACAUGGAAACAGUACUGUGAGCUUCCAACUGUUAACUAUUGUUUGUUUGACAGAUCUUUAUUUGAUGGUUUUAUUUAUGUAAGUCAGUACUGAAAAUUACAUAUUGGUAACUUUUUUUAGCAUAUCUAUGAAGUUAAAGGAAGAAAAUUUCUUCUAUCUGCACUCUGUUACUUAAACCUGCUGUUGUUUUGAAAAUGGAGACCAAGUGAUGAAUGGAUGUAAACUUUGAAUGAGUGUAAAUGCGUGUAUAUAUAUUUUAAGGUGAUUCUUACCUUCACAGUUUAGCUCCUCAUGAGUUUUCAUUUAUUUUGGAAUGUAGUAAAAGAAGAUAUGAAAAUUUCAGGUAUUUUUAAAACUGUUCUAGGUACCACAAGUGAAUCUGUGAAUCUUAUUGUAAAAUGUAGAUUAAUAUUGUUCAGAUAUUAGCAGAUACAAAUGCAACAACACAUUUCAAAGUUAUGUUUGAACUGUGUUGUUUGUAUUGUUGUGGGAAUUGACUUAUUCCUUCAAAGCUGUUCAGCUACUGCUUUAGUUGAAAAUGCUUCAAGGUGAGUUUAAUAAAUGAGGAAUAUAUUUUCAAAUUAUUUAACAAAAUGGAACAAACAUUUAUUGGAAGCUACACAGUGAUUAUAUCAUGGUUAUAAACCUCUUUACACACCCAGUUUUCUAUGUAGAAAGCAUAAACAAGUGUAGAGUUUUGAUUUUUAUUUCAUUUUGAAAAGGGGGCCUGAAUAAACCAUUCAUCUUUUAGUGGUUGGAUUCCCCAAAUCCAGCAAAAACUAAGUCUGUAUGCAUGGAACUGUAGUUGCAGACACUAGCUUCAAGCAGACAUCACAGUAGUGUAACAAUGUUCUAUAUAAAGUAUAAAUUAUAAUUUUUUUUUUCACUGACUUUCAGACAGAAAACAUUUUUUACUGUUAGUUUACACUUAUCACUGUCACAUUUUUCAAGCACAGUAAAUCUUUCAUGCAUUCCAGCAUUGAUUAUGUUGAAUAUAACAAUUAUUGACAAGUCUGGAAAUCGUACAGAAACAGCUUGUGCAUUAAUAUGGUUUUAGUACCACAGACAAAAAAUGUUUUUGUUCUGUUGGAAAGCAGAUUUAAAUUGAAAAUGUCUUGUUUUCCUGUACACAUUAUAUAGUUACCUACAGACAAGGUAUACAUUUCUGACCUCUUAACAAAUAUUCCAUGAGCUGCUCUUCAUAUUAUUUUUGUUUUGUUUCAGUGCAAUUCUUUUAAAUUUAUGAGACUUGCUUUAUUUACUUUCUCUUUGCGGUUCCAUAUUUAACCUGUUUUUUUUUUUUUUUUUCCUCUCUGUUGUUGCUCACAUUUCUUUCUAUCUGAAAGCUCUACAUGGAAGGAAUAAGUUUGGUCCCAUUGGCCAUGUCUUUAAAUGUUUAGGUGUAAGUCUAGGUUACUUAAGAAGAGUAAAAUCACUUCUGAAGAUGAACAGUAGGUUUCUGGUUGGCAGUAUGCAGCAUUGACAAUCGUCCUCAUUGCAGUUGCUAUCACUGCAUCUUCUGGCCUCACCAGUGCGACUGCAUUUCAUAGUUACUUUUUACAACAUUUGACGAGUUGUUUUACGCAUUUGUAUAUCAUUCAUAUUAGCAGACUCUGAGUUUGACACUGCAUGCAGCGGUGUAACAAGUAGGCUGAAACUUUACUGAAUGUGUCAUGAUAUAUUUGACAGUAAUUUAGGCAUGUAUGUGUCACAUCAGUUCUAAUCUAGUAUUGGGAAGUCCUGUCUCAAAUUCAAAUAAAUGAAGGAAUAAAGGUAACUAUCCACAGUUUAGUUGAGAUGUUGAGUGGUAGGCAGGCAUUUUAAACAGGAUUCUUUGGAAGUUUUGCCAAGAGUUAAGUGUCCUACCGCAUUGCUUUACACCACACACACACACACACACACACACACACACACACACAUACUACUACUGCUACUAAUAUUACUACAUUGUCAUGCAAAGGGUCUUUCCCUGUGUGUGUGUGUGUGUGUGUGUGUGUGUGUGUGUGUGUGUGUGUGUCCGCGCUUCCAGACAGCCUUGUUUAUGUGCUUCCACCUGUCUACUGGUCAAUGGUUCAAAUAAACUGAGUGGUUACCUUUACUCUUUUCUUCAUUUGCCACUUCAUUUUCCAUUUUGUGGUGUUGGGAACUAUUCACACACAUGCUAAAUAUGAAAUUCAGUUCAGUGGCUAAGUAAUAUGCUAGAAGAAAAAUAAUGUUUCGGUUUCAGUUUGUGUAUUAUGUGUAGUAAAAACAUAAAACUGUGGACACUUGAACUGUGAGUUAGAUUAGUGUAUGAAUUUGCAAUUUUACAUAUCACUGUUUAUUGAGAUACUAAUAUCAUAAGGUUUGGGAGCACUUUACAAAAUACAAUGCUGUCUGAGAGAUUUUCUCUGAGAAAUGCAUAAAAUGGUGAGGCUUGUAAAUUUUCUGUCCAGUUGAAGUAAAUAGCUCAGUUAUUCUGCUCAAUUACAUGUAUUAUUUAUAAUUGUAAAUGCCAUUUUAUAUUUGCUCAUCUGAAAUGUAAGGAAGCAUUGUGCAGAUGCCAGUAGCUUUAAAUGAGUCUGUGUACAUUUAUAAAAAUUAUAACUGUUUCAAGAUUUACUAUAGUUUUAAAGGAAGUUAUGUUGAUUUAUGUUUCAUAAAUUUAAUUAUUCCUCCUCAUAUUAGAAUUACAUUUCAGAAAGCAUUGUUACUUAUUCACAGUUCAGUUAAGAUUUACCUCCAUUGACAGAUUUUCAUGUAAUGUGAAUGUAUAUGUUAUGAAGCAACAAAUCUAUAAAAAAUACGCUGCCUUUUAAAUUUAUUGUUGCCUGAUGAUCAUGUAAAAUUAUAAAUCCUUGUUUUGUGUACUUAAAUGAUUUGUGACAGGUAGCAUUUGUUUACAUUGUAGUAAUUAUAUUUAAUGAUUACUGUGAAGUUUCACAUCAGCUGGAAUGUUCUAAAGACUGAUUGUUACUUACUUACAUCAUUCUAGCAACAACCAAAACAUUGUGUAAGAAUAAAAUGUAAUGUACUGAUCACACAAGAUGUGCGAAAUGCCAUUCCUCUGGUGAAAUACAGAAUGGCUUACAUUCUGAGAGAUUUUAAAGAUGCCUAUAGUCUGUGUAGGCUUUAAAUUGUGUGUAGACAUUUCAUUUAGUGAGAAGUGUUUUACAGCAUACUUUAAUAGCAAAAACUUAUGGGACCUGAUACUGCUGUAAUCCACUUUUAAUUAGCAUGUACUCAUUGCAGGAAUUUGCUAUGUUAGUUCUGGAAUUCACUCUGUGAAUUGUCAUCAAGCCUGCAAUUUUGGUGUCUUUGACCACAAUUCUCAACACAAAUAUCGGCACUGUAUAGACUACUUUUGUGCUGUAUUUGGACUGUAUGUGAUAGUGAAUGUUGCCUUCCUUUUGGGACAGUGCUCAAGUUUAACCAUCUACUCACCGAAAAUCACCCCUGAGAACUGCCUGCAUGCUGCCAAACAGUGUACUGAACACAGUGAGGUUUUGUGGUUAUUAUACACUGUCAGCAUAUUUUUGUCCAUUUUUUCAUGUAGACUAGCAAUUUUUUUCAACUUUAAGUAGUUACAUUUAAAGAAAAUGUUUAAAAAAAAAGAGGAAAAAUAAAUUGAAGAAAAUGCUAGAAAGUGAAAA
Schistocerca americana (American grasshopper) is the source of this 14846-nucleotide messenger RNA. RefSeq names its product zinc finger SWIM domain-containing protein 8 homolog (gene Dora). Gene Ontology annotation, molecular function: zinc ion binding. Gene Ontology annotation, cellular component: Cul2-RING ubiquitin ligase complex. The transcript has 25 exons. NCBI's taxonomy places the organism in Eukaryota, Metazoa, Arthropoda, Insecta, Orthoptera, Acrididae. Bases 284 to 6118 code for a protein of 1944 amino acids. The record is from RefSeq and is a predicted model, not a curated record.